GUGCGUGCGAGCAGACCGAUCCACCAAAUACGCGGGCGUGCCAACUAUACAAAGUUUCAAAAUAAUAUAUAGUUAAAUCUAAAAUAAAUUCCAAUUCAAGAAGUGCCUUAGCCAGAUACCAAAAAAGAUCACCAAAUGAUGAGCGCUCGCUCGGUGUCGCCCAAAGUGCUGCUGGACAUUAGCUACAAGCCCACAUUGCCCAAUAUCAUGGAGCUGCAGCACAAUGUGAUCAAGCUGAUCCAGGUGGAGCAGCAGGCCUACAUGCAAUCGGGCUACCAGCAACUGCAGCAGCAGCAACAUCAGCACCAGCAACAUAUCCACUCCCACCAGCAGCAGCAACAACAGCAGCAGCAGCAGCAACCUCAGUACGCCCCCUUACCCUCGGAAUAUGCGGCCUAUGGCAUCACGGAGCUGGAGGAUACCGACUAUAAUAUACCCAGCAACGAGGUCCUCAGCACCAGCAGCAAUCAGAGUGCCCAGAGUGCCAGCCUGGAGCUGAACAACAACAAUACCAGCAGCAACAACACGCCGAAUGGUUUCGAUUCGCAGACUGGAGGAAGUGGCUCCGCCUGGAAUGAGCAUGGCAAGAGGGCCAGGAGCAGUGGGGACUACGAUUGCCAGACCGGAGGAUCCUUGGCCAUGCAGCCCGAGCACAAGAAGCUAAUCCACCAGCAACAACAGCAGCAGCAGCAACAGCAACAUAUCUAUGUGGAUUACCUACCCACCACCGUGGAUGAGGUGGCCUCGGCCCAAUCCUGUCCUGGCGUCCAGAGCACCUGCACCUCCCCGCACUCGCACUUUGAGUUCCCCGACGAGGAGCUGCCCGAGCACAAGGCUCAGGUCUUCCUGCCCCUCUACAGCAACCAGCAGCAACAGUCCCAGCAGCAACAGCAACAGCAGCAGCAGCAACACCAGCAGACUCACGCCCAAAUGCACUUCCAAAAUGCCUAUAGACAAAGCUUCGAGGGCUAUGAACCGGCCAACUCGCUGAACGGCAGCGCCUAUUCCAGUUCGGAUCGGGAUGACAUGGAGUACGCCCGCCACAACGCCUUGAGUUCGGUGAGCGAUCUCAAUGGGGGCGUCAUGUCACCCGCCUGUUUGGCCGAUGAUGGCAGUGCUGGCAGCCUGCUCGACGGUUCGGAUGCCGGCGGAAAGGCCUUCCGGAAGCCGCGAAGGCGUCUCAAAAGGAAGCCCAGCAAAACGGAGGAGGUUGACGAGUUCAGCAACCAGAGGGUCAUGGCCAAUGUGAGGGAGCGCCAGCGCACUCAGAGCCUCAACGAUGCCUUCAAGUCCCUGCAGCAGAUCAUCCCAACUCUGCCCAGCGACAAGCUCAGCAAGAUCCAGACCCUCAAACUGGCCACAAGAUACAUCGACUUCCUGUGCCGCAUGCUCAGCUCGAGUGAUAUAUCCCUGCUGAAGGCCUUGGAGGCCCAGGGAUCGCCCACGGGCUACGCAUCGGCCAGUUCGCUACUGAGUGCCGCCGCAAAUGGAGCCGAGGCCGAUCUCAAAUGCCUCCGAAAGGCCAACGGAGCACCCAUCAUCCCGCCCGAGAAGCUGAGCUAUCUUUUUGGCGUCUGGCGCAUGGAGGGCGAUGCCCAGCACCAGAAGGCAUAGCUCCUGAUAGGGAAUAUAUAUGCCUAAUAGAUGCAUAUACGCCUGUCCAGGAUCCAGAAGGGGCUUCCAGCAGCAACUAUCGUGUGAAUUCCAGAGCCCUGGCCGCUCUCACUCUUCAAUUCUCUGUCACUCUUUCCAUAUAUACGUGUGUCGAUUAGAUGUCUAAGUCUAAAACCUACGAUUAAAACCUAUUUAAUUUUAUAGUCUAAACUAAAUUAAUUGUAAAAACGAAACAAGCCAAGAAACAAAGAAAGAAA
Molecule: messenger RNA, 1871 nt
Organism: Drosophila takahashii
Lineage: Eukaryota; Metazoa; Arthropoda; Insecta; Diptera; Drosophilidae
Gene: twi
Product: twist family bHLH transcription factor
Biological process (GO): regulation of transcription by RNA polymerase II; developmental process
Molecular function (GO): DNA-binding transcription factor activity, RNA polymerase II-specific; protein dimerization activity; RNA polymerase II transcription regulatory region sequence-specific DNA binding
Source: RefSeq, a predicted model, not a curated record